AUGUCAGAAUCUCCUUCUAAGAAGAUGAAACCCACUGAAGUUUUGCCUGAAGAUAUGGUUGAGCAUAUACUAUCAACCUUCCUUCCCAUUCAGUCAUUUUUACGAAGCCGCAUGGUGUCCAAAAGAUUCAGGAAGACACAUAUUCGAUGCAGAGACCUUGAUUUCAGCGGAAUAUAUUCUGUGAGGCGCAACCAAUUAGAAGCUGUGCACAUCGUUGAAAGCGUUUUUAAUCAGCACAAGGGAUCAGAGAUCAACCGAUUUGUUAUGACUCUCAAUCAUAUCGGCGUGGAGGAUAAGAUACUUUCGUGGAUCAAUACGUGUCUAGGUAAAAACAUCCAAGAACUUGAGUUAGAUUUCUCAAAAUCUAAGAAAGUCAUAGAGAUACCGGUCAAUUUCUCAGCUAUCGAGACACUCACCGUCUUGAAGUUGUGGUGCUGUAAAUUCCAAAUACCGGAUAAUUCUCUAAAGGGUCUAAAGCUGUUGAAGACACUUUCUCUAAUGCGGGCCGAGGUAACAAAAGAUAUGAUAGAUGCAAUAUUCAACAACUGCAUCUACCUUGAGACGCUUGAACUAAUCAAAUGCCGAAUGAGCGAGGUAUUGAGCAUCAAUGCUAGGAAUCAUAAGAAGUUCAAAUCGCUGGUCGUGUAUUCUAUGCCGAAGGUCUUGGAAAUUGUUUUGGAUGCACCUACUCUUGAAUGCUACAACUAUGAUGGACAUGUCAGGAUGAUCGACUUUUCAAGUGUAAAUGCACUAAAAGAGGCAAAGCUCCUAUACUAUAAUCGGAGAUACAAUUGGCGUAAGUCAUAUAACAUGGUGAUUGCUAACUUGGAACCCUAUACUGGAGUUCAUGUCCUCGCAACAACAAACAUCUUUCUUGAGGUAAUUUUUUAUUUAGUUUAUAAAAUAUCUAUAUAUUUUGCGGGUUUAUUGACAUAUAUAUUUGGAUUUUAUGGUAUCCUUUUGAAAUAA
Molecule: messenger RNA, 969 nt
Organism: Arabis nemorensis
Lineage: Eukaryota; Viridiplantae; Streptophyta; Magnoliopsida; Brassicales; Brassicaceae
Source: the annotation of a GenBank genome assembly